AAAAUAGAUUCACGGGACUUCACAACCUGACCAGAACAGGAAAAGGAUCUCUGUCUCUCUCUGUCUGUCUUUUCUUAAGUCUUCGUCUCAGUGUCUCUUUGUGUUGGACUGUUAUGUCGCCAUGUCUCAAACUGGAAAAGUCCUGCAUUUGUAUGUGGAGGUGAGAUCCCCACCAGAGCAUGACGAGAAAGGUAGUUCCUGUGAAACAACAGUGGAGCAAGAUGGUCCUGUUGAGGCGUUGACCAAAUUAGCCCAGGUGGCUUCAGGAUUUUCCACACCUCCCAGCAGCACAUUCAGACCAAAUGUAAGCUUUCUACUACAGCCCACACACAAUUCUCUGGAUUCCCCUCAAAGACGCAGCAUUCCCCAGCAGGAACCAUUCCAACAGGUGUCCUCUGGCUUCAAAAACAACAUUGACUGUAAACAGUUGAAACAUGUCCAAUCAUUGUCAUUCUCUGGUCCGGGGACGCCUUGUCGAGCCUGUAGUCAUCAACAGGACUCUAAACCAGAGCCCGGACAAAGGUCCGUCGUCACUUUUAGCUACAUUGAGAAGCCCCACAUCAAAACUGUGGAGAGUCCUCUUAACAGUCCCAGUGGGAUAAAAGAGGCAUCUGCUUGCUCACGAAAGAGGUGUAGUGAUCCAAAGCGGUCUCACCCUAAUGAGUCUUCCUGCAAUAAUAGUCCAUUUCACCAGCACAUGGGUUACCCAGGAUUUUGUUCCUCUACUUUGGAUCCCGUCGGUCAAGCAGCAACACAGCGAGCCCUGGAGGAGUUUGGCUCUCCUCAGUUGAGGUGCAAAUUUUCUCGUGGCCCACACCGGAGUCCGGAGUUUCACCAACGGCAGAGGGCACGAUGCCAGUCUUGGGCAGGUUCACCAGUGCCAAAUUGCAGUGCCUACCGCCAUGAUCCUGACCCUGGCAGGGUCGAAGCUGCAUGUGGUCUCCCCAAAAGCCCAGCACCAGAUGCUUAUUCAUCCCACACGGGGCAUAACAACCAGCAGAAAUCCAAAUCCAGGUCCCAAGGAUGCCCCAACCAGAACCUCCCUUCAAAGCAAGACUGUUCCACAACAGUCAGUCAAAGUUGGGGAAGCCGGGCUGAAGAUAAGCCUCUGUCAGGACAAAGAACAAGCCUCACAAACACACCCACUCAUGGUUUGAACCAGCUUAGUGGAAGCAAUAACUCUUCAGCCCUGAACAGUCCUGAGGUAGCCCGCAAGAUUGCAGAAGAGGCCACCAAGGUUUCAACUAUUUUCAACGAAGUCCGCAGUUCUCCUUCUCCCGUUGUUUUCAGAGGUUCAUCUAAUCUAAGCAGCACAAACUAUGGGUAUCCUUCGAGAGAAAUCCAGCAACAGAGUCCAGUGCAACAUUUGGCUGUUAAGAUGAACAUACCUGUGCAUGAAGACCAUCCUACAACUAAUGGGGUUUCUCCGCACCUGCAUGAAUCAACAGCUGCUAAGAGCUCAGAUUUAAGAGAUGACCUGACCGAUCACUCAUUCUGCUCUGUCCCAGUGGGAGCCCCUGAUUCUCCAGCCCUCCCGUCUCGUCUUCUUCGUCCAAGUCUGUCCAAUGCAGACGUGGGUUCUCCUCUCCGAGAUCCUCGUCAGCUUAGGGCUGAACUGCCAGUCUGUAACAGCCCCACUUUACACCGUCACAAGCCUCCACAGUACACUGGAGAGGAGUGGACCUCCGGGGAACCCUGGUUCCUGGACGAGGAGGACUGGGAUGACCAUGUCAUUGCAGAAAGCGUGGAGAUCUCCAGGCGGUUGUUCAUCGGUCAGAGUGUGGACAAUUCUCCGGUCAGUUGGACAUCUAGACAGCAGUGGAAAGAGCAGGCGAAGAAAGAGGAAGUGAAGUUCAGUUUGACAGAAAAAUUUGAAAGGACUCUCAAGACCAGCAGUCCAGUGUACAAAACAAGGGUUGAGGUCACAGAACAGGGAGAGGAGAAAGGUAGCAAUUCCGUAUGUGGAACAAACCCCAGCCCAGGGGAAAGAGUAGAGGAGAUGACCAGGAUAACGCAGCAACAGAGACAGGCAGAAUGGAGGAGAAGGCAGGCUUUGCUUCUAGGGCCAGUGGUAUUAGAAGAGGGAGAUGGGGAGAGAGGGGAGGAUGAACAGGGGUUUGGAGAACCCCAGGCUUUGGCUGGGUCAUCCCCGAGCUCCAGUGGAGUAACGGGAAGCCUAGGAGACAGAGAUUGCAUCUCACCUGAGUCCAGCCAGAACAGCAACCAUUCAGACCACCCAUCAUCAGGAAUACAGUCCGAUGGUGGUUCUUUGGUGCCAGGUCCAUCUCUGCACUGUCAGAAAAUUGCUCGUGCCAAGUGGGAGUUUCUUUUUGGCACUCCAGCAGAAAACACUGCCAGUGACCGAGAGAAGAAUGUUCCAGAAACCUCCACAGCUCCAGCAAGUGGUCUUUCCACCCCAAUCCCGCCCUCUUUUCUCCCACUUGAGGAGCUCGCUCUCAGAGCUAAUCAUGACGUUCAACAUGUGGAGGUGGAGCUAGUGACUCCGCCCCCUGCCGCCCCAGGCACCUCCCCCAAAACUGGCAUAAUUCGGCGAACUUUAAAAUACUCCGAGACCGAUCUGGAUGCCGUUCCGUUACGAUGUUAUCGGGAGACCGAUAUAGAUGAAGUGCUGCUAGCCGAGCAAGAGGACGCUGACUCGGCGUUUGGAAGUAACCGAAGUGUCAUGGGAACUUCCUGUGCCGGGAGUAGCCCUCUAGGAGAGAUGCCGAAUGAAAGAACAGAUGGACAGGAGGAUGUGGAGGAGGAGGAGGAGGAAGAGGAGGGUGUUGCAAGCUGGGUCACUGUCAGGAUGCAGGGCGAUGUGAGGAGGUUGCUGGCCGAUCAGGAGCGCUACGACGAAGAGGAGUUUUACAGCAUUAUGCUAAAGAGGCCCCGAGAUCAUUUCAUUCACAACCACCCAGCUCUGAAAUCUCCCAUCCUGGUCCGUGGCCCUCGCAGAAAGUCCGGAGACAGUUUAGACACGUUCAGCAGGCAUUUUGAGAACAUCAUGGAGUCACAUCGUGCCAAAGGCACCUCUUACAGUAGUCUGGACAGUCUCGACCCUCUGACCUCUAGUACGCAAACUGUUCUGACCUUUGACCUUCCAACACUGACUCCACAAGUGCAAGGUCAGAUCUACCAGAGUGUGCGGCAAAUCGUGGAGCUCAGCUUUGCCCCGUUGGCUCACGUAGAGAUGCCCAGCCUCUCAGAGUCUGUGCUGACGAUAACAGGGGACACCGAUGCCACACGGGCACCAUCCAGUGAACGCCUCAGCAGUGGGUCCGACGAUCGCAACGGGCGGAGUUGGCAGAUCAACCCACCACCUUCACUGCCCAGAGAGAAACCUCCUCGCUUCGCUGCAGACCCAGAGGUGGACCAGGAACUGAGUGAGCGUUUGGGUUUAGGGAGCAAUGACACUCUCAGCAACCGGGCCGACCUGGAAGCAGCCAAACGUCUGGCCAAACGCCUCUACAACCUCGACGGCUUCAGGAAGUGUGACGUCGCACGUCAUUUGGGGAAAAACAAUGACUUCAGUCGCAUGGUAGCAGAGGAAUAUCUGCACUUCUUCACUUUUACAGGAAUGACUUUGGACCAAGCGCUAAGGGCAUUUUUAAUAGAAUUUGCACUGACGGGCGAGACGCAGGAGAGAGAGCGAAUUUUAGCACACUUUUCCCAUCGAUAUCAGCAGUGCAAUCCAUCCCUCACACUAUCUGAAGACGGUGUCCACACACUGACCUGUGCUCUUAUGCUGCUCAACACAGACCUGCACGGCCACAACGUCGGCAAGCGAAUGUCCUGCUCUCAGUUCAUCGGGAAUCUGGAAGGACUAAACGGUGGCAGUGAUUUUCCUAAAGACCUCCUCAAGGCCCUGUACAACUCUAUUAAAAAUGAAAAGCUGCAGUGGACAAUCGAUGAAGAAGAGUUACGCAAGUCGUUUUCGGAGCUGGGAGAGCAUCGAGACGAGUCAAACUCCAGAGGAAUGAAGCGGACGGGCAGUGGUUUAGUUUCUCCAUCUGGUUCACUUCUCUAUAAAACGGGUUUCUUGGUGAGGAAGGUCCACGCUGACUGUGAUGGAAAGAGAACACCUCGUGGGAAAAGAGGAUGGAAAACAUUUUAUGCUGUUCUUAAGGGACUCAUCCUUUACCUGCAGAAGGGCGAGUAUCGGCCGGAUAAACAGCUUUCCGAUGAGGAUUUGAAGAAUGCUGUGUCGAUUCACCAUUCCUUGGCCAUCCGAGCCACAGACUACAGCAAACGGCCAAACGUGUUUUACCUCCGGACCGCUGACUGGAGAGUCUACCUCUUUCAGGCGCCGAAUGCUGAACAAAUGCAGUCUUGGAUCACACGCAUCAACACAGUGGCGGCCAUGUUUUCAGCCCCGCCCCUUCCUGCUGCCAUUGGCUCACAGAAGAAGUUUAGUCGACCGCUGCUGCCAGGCUCCGCCUCCAAACUAUCACAGGAGGAGCAGGUACAGGCUCAUGAAACACGAUUUCGCUCCAUCUCCACCGAGCUCGUACAACUGCGCUCUUAUCCGCCUGACCGAAAGGUGAAAGGUCGUGAACUUGAGGAGUACCGACUGAGAGAGGAAUAUCUAGAGUUUGAGAAAACGCGUUACGAGACGUACAGCAUGCUCCUGCGGGCCAAGCAGCGCUGCGGCGGCGACGACCUGUCGGUGUUCGAGUCCAUGCUCCUGGAGGAAGGGGCGUUACAGAGAGCUCAAUCCAGUCCCACACUACAGGACAGCAGCCUGACCUGCAGCACCAGAGACGGCCCGAGCCCGAGCCAGACCAGCACCGCGUGUCUCCCGCAGGAGCCCAACAACAGCUGCUCCCGCGGACAGGGCCAGAGACACAGCUACCGGCAGGCCGUCCGCAAGUGAACCCGCGGGAAGCUCGCGUUACCGGAGAGGAAGUGAGGUCUCUCUCUUUCCUGUGUGCGCCCUCCUGCUCUGUGCCAUCAGGAAGUGGUGUUGAUUCUGACUGAAUCUGACUCUGUGAUUGGCUGAUGGGUGGGUGAUGUCACAACACAAGGUGCUAUGGAAUCUGGUCGGGAGAACGUGUUUCUCGGAGGGAAUUACGCAAUGCAUAAAAUGUUCCUUUGCCUUCUAGUUCUCGGUUUCUCCUGCGACUUUUUAUCGCACACUACCUAGGCCUGGCGUGCUUAAACAUCUUCAAAACCAUAUAAAGGUACCAUAUCGUUGGCAGGUUUUUAGUUUUGCAUCCCUUGAAGUAACUCGAGAACGAUGCCGACGCUCGGAAACGCAAUGCUUGUCAUUUUGUCACACGGGCGUCUAUUUUUGUGUGGUGUUUAGGACCGGUAGACGAACAGAAGUCAUUUUUACAUGUCGUUCUCCAACAUUAGCAAUCUGUAACUGUAUUAUAAUGCACAAGGUCACGAAAUAUAGCAUCCAUUUGCUCAGCAAAACCCUAAAACGCCUUUUGCACUGAACACUAAAUAUUAUAACACUGCAGAACUCGGUAUUUUCGCUAAAAAUAUUGAAACGUCUUUAAAUCGACACGUUUGUAUAUCGACUCUUGAAUUAAGCAGAUUGUUAUACUUUUUAAGCACAAACUUUUGUUUGAUUUAAGCGUUAAACUCUGUGGAAAAUAAACUUAAUUCAAGAUGUUAUCUUUGUUAAUAUGCAAAAGGAUGUUACGAUAUUUUUAGAGACGAAAGUCAAACAGAGAUGCGUAGGUUUUGUCUGUAUAGUAUCUCUAUUUUAGCUUCUCGUCCUUGUCUUUCUGCAUUAUUCUCUUGGCUGAAUGUUGUCUGCUGUGUACGGCAUGGCUGACUAGUGACAAUCUUUGGUGUUUCGGAGCCGGUAGGAGGCACGCGGUGUGUGUAGUUCACGAGUCAAACGGACCUGUUACCCACGCAGCGCACUGAAUGUCAUCUUUUUCCUGUUAAAUGCAGUUAGUCAGUGUUUAAGACGCACUUCCCCUUAAUUGCUUUCUUAUGUAACCGAGGAAAGACAGUCUGUAUAUGCGCAAAAAUAUAUCACCUAUAUAAGGAAUGUUUUCAAACUUAUAAUGAAUGUGGUGUGUCCAAAUCCAAACUGCCACAUGCAAUAUUCAGCAUAGGCCUGUUUGUGUGAUCAACGCAUAUGUGGAUGUUUAAAUACACGGCACGCGGCUUCCUGUGACAUCAUGACCAAUACUUCGAACGGGUGCUUGAAACCCUUGAAUGUACCAUGUGUUUCACCGUGGUGAGGAGAUUCUGCCGUCACAUUUCAGUCUCGAGCAUCGUUUUUCUUUCAUGGUUACUUUUGCAGAUAUUGUGGUGUUUCAGUGGAGUCUUGAGUCGAAACUGGCGUGUCUUGCUGUUACAGUGAGUCUAAAGGGAAAAAGAAAUAGAAGAGGUCUACAAGUAAAAAAAAAUAAAUAAAUAAAAAGUGUUUAUGAACGUAUGUAAUGUUGUUUGGGUGAAUAUUGUAAAAAAAAUCAUGUCCAAGUCACAUUUUCACCCCAAAGUAAAAAAAAUAUAUAUAUAUAUAUAUAUAUGACAAUUGUGGAUUUAUUUAUGACAUUUCAUCUCCAAAUCCCAGCAUUUAUUUUGCAAUUCCCAUCAUUAGAUUCUGUUUACUAUAUUAGAGUGACAUACAUUUUUUUUAUUGGCAUUGGCAUCACACACACACGCAAAAACCUUAAUGGUCCUAAAAAUAGGCUUCAUCAUCCAAAACGUGUUUUAUUGAUUUGGGGGUGAAAUUAUGACCUGGUUCUUAUGAGAUUCACUCAAUCCAUCAUCAACCACUAGAGUUGAUUUCGAUGAUGAAAUCUGCUGUUGUACCUUUAAUAUACAGGUAGUACACCUUAUCAAUACGGCGCUGUAUAUCCAGAGAGCAUGAUGUUGAAUACUGAAUAGUCUUGUGUGUUGUUUAUAUACAGUGGGAAAGCCAUUCUCUGCUCAGGUGUCAUAAAUAUAAUGUAACCCUUGCAAUGCAUUCUUCUACCAGCAGAGAGCGCUGUCGUCAGGCAGACUCAUGCCACGAGCACUAGAACGAUCCACUGACGCAUUGCUGGGUUUGUGUUUCUUUGUAUACAUAUUUAUUUGUCAUUUUGUUUACUUUUCAUGUUGACUGAAGUAAUGUGUCUUGGCGUAACCACUCGAUUUAUUGUCUGUUGUCUCUCUAAUUCUGCACACACACACACACACACACACACACACACGAUGACAAUGAGCGUCGGUCGUGUCCUGCUAUGAUGAAAUCAGUCGUCUUUGACCAAUAUGAUUAUCAUUCUAAUACUAUAUUUUUAUUUAAGCAGCACCUGAAUGUACAUAAACCGCAUGAAGUCUUCUACUCUCAUUUGCAUCUUGUGUCUUGUUUGUUCUGAGGUGAAUAUAUGCAUCGUUUCUGUUGUUGGUUGAGUGUCGUCUGAUGACUCUUGGUGGAGGAUUGCUGCUUGUUUAAGCUCGUUAUAAUUGUAAAUGAGGACAAAACUGAAAUUGUUAUCGACUGAAAGUGAAGGAAACACUGAGUUGUUUUGUUUACUUUUGAUUUCUUUGACGUUUCUUUAUUCUUUCCCUUUGUUCUUGGUCUUUCAUACAGUUUGUGGUUCGCUUGUAAAAAGUUCUGUAAGGACCGUGUUUGUACAGCCUCUCUUUAUGAUGGCCUAGAAUACACAAAUAAAUAACAGACUAUAAUGAAAUGCACCAAA
Pimephales promelas (fathead minnow) is the source of this 7652-nucleotide messenger RNA. The record is from RefSeq and is a predicted model, not a curated record. Lineage: Eukaryota; Metazoa; Chordata; Actinopteri; Cypriniformes; Leuciscidae.